CACCGCCUCCAGACGACGAGCCACCUCCGCUAAAACCUAGGGAAUUCUUCGAAAGACUUCAGACACAAGCGAUGAGGGAAGCCCAAGAUAGAAAGCAUAGAUCUCGGGACCUAUCCCUCAAAGAUAAUCAACUCUUCAGACCGGUUGAUGCUGAAGGGAGUCUUGGAGACAGCCUCAGUCAGAGUCGAGAGAGUCUGUCAUCUGACGGGGAAGGUGCUCGAGGCGACUGCUCCUCGGUUGACUCCUCAGGGUCAGGAUCGGAGGAGCAGCCACCAUGCGAUAUCGGACUCCUAGAAAGACUGAUCAGAACUCACCCAGUUUGGUUCCUUCCUGGAAUACAGAGAGCUGGUGCCUUCCACUUACUUCAGGGGAAAGAAGAAGGGAACUUCGUAGUCCGCCAGUCAAGUCAGGCCGACACGAUGGCGAUCAGCGUCCGCCUGCCCGCAGACAAAGGUCCCUACAUAGAACAUUACCUCAUUCAGGCAUCGAGCGGCCGCAUCGGACUGGAAACGUCGCACAAUCGCUUUGAUAACAUCCCCGAACUGAUUGCACAUUAUUCUCAGUGCUGUGACGAGCUACCAGUACAGUUGCAAUUGCCUCGCCCGCUUCGCGAAGCAAAAAGUCGACAUCAGCUUAGUUCAUUAGCUUUAUUGGGACAAGAAUUCUGGGGUUACCCGAUGGCGAACCCUAAGAACAAUCCCAACAAUCUCCUAUCUCCUUGUCAGUUAGCCAACGGUGUCGUGCCUAUGGCUGUCACACCGUCAGACACGGGGUCUAGUCUUAGCAGCUUUAACGCCAGUACCCGAACAAACUCCCGUGAACAUAUUCUCAGCCCCGAGAAAGAUCAAAAUGUAGUGCUAAAGAUGUCACCGAUAGAACAUUCAGGUUCCCCACCGAAUCAAACUCAGAACCUCAGCACGUUUAAAGGCAAAACUGCCCCAUCACCGCCCGCCAAACCCAACAGUGCAUUUAUCAGAGCGCCUAGACCUACCCCACCAAAUACUCUGAACCUAAUGUCUAGUACUGCGCAUAUAACACAACCUCACACAUUUCCCACGACCAACACACAACAUUCUCCCACCCAAGUAAGCAACGUCAAAACGACGCCACCUCCACCGCCACCGCGAUGGGCAAAACCCCCAUUUUCCAAGUCAUCCUUGUCUCCAAAAUCCGAAGCUUUCUGCCCAAUUAACAAAGUUUCACAAAAUGGAAACAUAACAGUCACUACCACAGUUACAUUUUGUGUCAAUAACACACAAAUUCACAACCAUCAAAUCAAUGAGAGCAUACAGAGCGACAGAUUACAACUAACGCUUGCAUCUAAUGCCAUGAAUAACAACAGUAGCGACAGUGUAUUCAACGUCGUGGAUACGACAAAUAUUGGUGAUUCUAAUGGAGAAUCCCAGAACAUGAUGCACCGUAUGUCACCAGAGGGGGAGUGCAUCAAUGCCAUGACCGCUAGUUUGCACGGGAGCUUCAAACGUCAAAUGUCUGAACAGAAUCAUGUUGAACCGGGAUCACCAGUAGAGCAAUCUCAGACAAAUACAUCAGAUUCAGUAGAUCCUAUUGUUAACAGUCUAACAAAGUCAAGUAGCACAUUUGCUCCCAACCAAUUGGUUUCGCCGAAUGGCACGAACUCUGUUACCAGUGGGAUUUUCUCUCCGACAAGUCAAAUCAAUUCUCCUGUAUCUAACGACACGAUUUCUUCUAAGAGCGGUGUAUUUUCUCCUCUAAGUCAAACUAACAAAAGUGAAAUCUUCUCUCCGGUAUCUAGAAGUUCUCCGAUAUCAUCGAAAAAUGUAUUUUCGCCAACUUCUAACCAAUCUAUUAUCUCUCCUAUGAUGGGUAAAGAUAGAGAUAAAGUUUUGUCCCCAAAUACGAAUACAGCAAGUACUACACCGUCUGGUAGAUCGCGUAGGAGUAAACACUCCCACCGAAAGGAGUCCAGACAUUACCAGGAAUCUGAUAUUUUAGAAUCUCCAGGCGUGUACUGUCGAAGCUCAUUGGUUGACAAAGUAUCAGAUUAUGAAGAUAUUUGGGGACCGGAAAGCAAUAAUAGUUGCUCUACUUUCAAGCCUUUGAAACAUGAAAAUGAGAAUAAUAUUCACAACGGUUUAAUGAAGAGCAAAAGACCGGAUCUGUUGCCGGAUACUUUGCCGAAAUUAAAUGCAGCUAAAAGUACCCAGUCCAUAUUGGAAAAGGAAAACAUGCACAUAUUAAACUCAACAGAAAGUCUGAAUGACAAGAAAACCUUGUCCGAUAGUUCUUUGAAGAAGAGUUUCAAGGAUUCGAAUGAAAUAAUAGCCACUACUAAUAGUAAGGGGAACGUUGUACCAAAGAGGCCAGAUAAACUUAAUAUUUCAUCGAACAUGAAUAAGAAACUCACUGAGGAGAUUGAAGCUGUUAUUAAACAUAGAGAGAACUACAGCAGUGAAAGUAUGGAGACCAUGAAAUUAGAGGACGAUUGUAUUCUUACCUCAAUGGGAGAAGAAUCUGAAAAGGACAAUGCUGGCAGCCCUUUCUACGCUGAUCCUGUAGAUGCCUUAAAGGAAAAAUUAUUGCUUCUGUCACAGGCUGCCAUGCCUCCAGUGCAACGACGCAAACUGCUGAGGGUCGGUGUGAAUCUUUCACAACGCUACUCGGAACCACCGAACCAGAAUCAUCCGUAUUACCCUCUUCGUGAUAUGCAUAGUAUCGAGGAACUUUCCCCUUCAUCGCCAAACACAUCAUCGUCAGUGGAUAACCUGAUGUCGCUACGUAGCAAGCCGAAGAUGAAACCAGUGCAGCCACCGCGAGUCGGCAGCAAGCCACCCACAGGCAAGAACGACCAGACUUGGACCGUUGAUUCCAGUUGGGAGUUUAUAAAUAAAAACGACGAGUGUUCAAACAGUGAGAGCGGCACGUUCCCUUCGCUGGCCGAACAGGAAUGCCGGCUGAGCGCUGUCGAUGACGGGACACAGCACUUGACUGUACAUCAAGUUGUGGCUCAAAGGUUCCCUGACUUGCGGUUGAAUUUGGAGCCCACAAUGUUACCAGAGGAAGUGCGAUCACCGCCGCGAGCUUCGUGUUACGACAAUGUUCAUGACUUAAGACCUUUGUCCGAACAGGCAAGCGACGAUGGCACGGUGUUCUCCGAACCAUGGGACAGUUCACAAUGGGAUGGUUUGAUACCACCAGCGAAUGGUCAUCAGCUUUAUGACAACGACGAGCCUUGUGAAUGGGAGUCACCGAUUCCUAGGAGAGGCCCCGCUGCCGCUACUAGGGCCAAAAGCUUCAGAGACAGAUUGGAUCCUCUAUUAGCUGCGGGAAGAGUGCGAGCUCUCCGCGGAGGUCGCACCUCACGCGGCGCCGGCGCAGCACUGCGGGCAUAUGCGUUGCACCUAGCUCAGGACAAGAGCACCACCUUCGCACAGAACAUUGAUAACUUUAUCGCUUGCACUCUGGAUUCAAAGGAGGCUUGUCCACAGAUCAUGAUGCGCAACAUAAGACAAUUCAUGUCUGGAAUGAAGAACUAUUUAGUCAAGCACGGCGAGAGAGAGUUUGAGAAAGAAGUGGAAAAAGAACGCCUCAAGCUCAAGCCAACUGAGUUCCUGAACUUGGACGCGAUCUUGGAAGGCGUCAUGCACCGACUGGUGGUUAGACCGCUGCGAGCUCGUCUCUACUCGCUGUUAGCUGCGUGGCACGCCGCCGAUGUACGUCGACUGCACGCUGCGAUUGAACGCGCUCAACAUGCCACGCCUUUGCAGCUGGGGAUCAAGGAAUCAACUAAAGUACCAUCUUCAGCGGUAUUAGCCGUGAUUUCGAAGAAUUUCCUGAAGAUGCAGGAGGCCGACUCCCCGUUGGACAAACUGGAAAACCUUCUAGCUGCCAUAUCUGUUAUGUUUAAUGCUAUUCGUGGAGAGCGCAGUGUUGGUGCGGACGACCUGCUCCCCGUCCUCGCAUGGACCAUCGCCCGUUCACGUCUGGUCUGCGCGGAGCUCGAAGCUGAACUGAUGGCGGGGCUGCUACCAGCGGCACUGCUGGCUGGAGAAGGUGGCUACUACCUGACUGCCCUGUUCUCCGCGGUAGCUGUCUUGAAGAGAUUAGCGCCAGAGCAGCAGCAGGAUAGCACUUCACCGCAGUGGCGUCGCGGCUCGGUGGACACGGGCCGCGAGCAGUGCCCGGUGGCGGUGGUCCGCGUGGUGCUGCCGGACGAGUGCCGCGGCUCCAUCCGGCGCGUGCCCGUCCCGUGCCGGCCCGGCGCGCGCGCCCGCGACCUCUGCCGGGCGCUGGCACAUGCCGCCGCUAUCACCAACCCGCAAGACUACGCCUUGUUCGCGCUACAUGACGGUCAUGAAACAAUGCUGAAUGAAAACGAUUGCCCUCAAGAGGUUAUGUCGGAGAAGAGCGGACAGAACUUCACGCUAGCAUACAGAAGAAUAGACGCUAAGAUCGCCUGGCCGCAGCAGGCCAUGCUCUCCUAUCCCUAACCUGCUACUUCUAUUUAAGACUUUAAAGCGACAGAAAUCUCUUAGCAAUAGAAACGUCAAGAACAAAACACGCUCGUUUUCAAUUCAACGAAACAAUAAUGGGAUCGAAUGAAUAUAAUAUAUUUUUAUCACGUAAACAAUAAUAAAAGUGAUAUUUUAUUCAACUGAUUUUGUAAGUGCUAACGUUUUCUAAGCUUACCUUACUUAUAAGUACAUCGCUUAUAGGCAGUAUUUUUAAAGCAUCGCUACUCAAUGAGCAUACUAAUGUCAUGUAUCUGUAGCUUUUUUACUCAGUAAUAUUAAGUACCUAAUUAAUAAAUUAUAAUCUGACUGAACUUUCGGGAUACGACUCCCAAAUUUUGUACAUUUUGUAUCGUGUGGGGAGUUAUCAUUUGACGUUUGAAUGUGAUGUAUGGAUAAAGUGUUCACCAUUUUUUUUUUUGUUUUUAUAAUAAUUUGUAGCAAGUACCUACCUGUGUGCAUCAAUUCAGAUGUUCAGCUCGACUAAACGAAGCUGCCUUAUAAAGACAGUGUUUACGUCAUCAAGUGUGCGUUUGUGUAUGUUCCUAAAAAUUCGACGCGUAGGUACACUGAAUAAACUCACCAAAUUGUUGUUUUUAGUUUAAUAAAAUUUAAGUAUUUCUUUGAACAUUUCUAGUGGUAAAAUUUACUUUUGAAGUAUCUAUACAUAUUUUUAACUCUUACUAACUUGUUUAUGAACUGUGAUGUUAAUCGUAUUAAUUAGUAAUACUGUAAGGUUUUGUAUUAAUUUUUGUAUAUUCGUAGAGCUGUUUCUUAAUAUAAUUUAUUUAUAUGUAACUUUAAGGUAAAUAACCAAAACGUUGAAGCGAUAAUGGGUAAAUUAUAGCGACUAUGCAGAAUUCGUAAAGUAUCAAAAUAAAUUCUUGAUCGUAGGAAAGAAAACACUUAAAAAACAUAUAAAAAUAUACUGCUAAGUCACUCGCUAGUAUUUACCCGUUAUUUGAACGUAUUCAGAUGAAGCAUUGGCUUACCAUACUUAUCAUAAUCAUCAAUAUUUUUGUAGUUCAUAUUUAUGUAUGUUACAUAAACAUCAAAACAGUUUUAGUAGUUAUCAAAAUUGUAACGAUUUGGAGAAGUGUGUACCAGAACAAUACUUUAUAGCCGCAUACUCUAUUUUAAGUAUAUUCCAUUUCAAUUCCAUACUUAUAUGUCAUUAAUCAUUUAACCUACGCAAAUAUAUUGAAUGGUUUCCAAUAAAUCUUCUCUUAAUUGCAUGCAUUUCUAUUACGAAACAUUCUUCGCUACAAUUAUUUAUAAGUACCGUAUCAUUAUAUACUGGUUUAUUUAAAUAUAUUCAUCAUAUUCUUAGCAUUCUCAUUACUCUUUCUAAUAAGCCCUGAACUCGAUUUGCAAUCUUAUUUAUUCAAUAUUAAUCCUUAUGUAGAAUGCCGUAAGAUCGAAAAUUAAAUAAACCCCUCAUAUUUUCAUGUAUUUUUAACUGACUUCUUUAUAUGAAGACCAAUGAGAUCUUUACUCCAUACAGGUAUAUACCCAGCAUUUAUUGAACUACUGCCAUGUACUUUUAUUUUCUCUAACACACUAAUAAUUAAAUAUGGAAUAAAGUUACCAUGAAGUCGUGCUGUCUUCGUCGUUUCGCUUAAUUAUAACAAGGACAGCAUCAUUGUGACUUUGAUCAUAAGUCUUACAUAACAGUUGAAACUUGAUUCGUAUUUUCAUGGAUAAUUUCUGACUGAGAGAGGCUGGGAAUGCUCCCUGCGGCUUACUUAUAGCAGGUAUCUCCUAUUAUGUAGUUUUCUAAUGAGUCGAUUUUAUAUUUGUAUUCAUUUUUUUACACAAACCUAUAUAUAUUCACUACCGCGCUAUAUAUAUCGCCGUAUUCUUUGUUUGACUCACGAGCAUGGUCCCGAUUUCAUAGAUUAAAAGCUUUGGAAGACAGACGUCACACUCAUUUUUAAGGUGGUUUAGGCCCCAGUCUAAUAUAAUGCAGCAUGCAACGCAUCACUAGGCAAUACUUUUAAAAACUAAAGUCGGUGACGUAUCUGUUCCACAUAUAACCUCAAAAUACUAGCCAGCUCAUAACCAUCUACGUCAUCAUCAUCGUCAUCCUAGCCUUUUUCCAACCAUGUUGGGUUCGGCAACGAGUCUAACCCUUUAAAAAACAUUUCUCCAAAAUUCGUACAUAUAACAUUAGUCAGUGGGCGAAAGGUGAUUCUGAAUAUGUGAGCGGCGCACGCGCAGUGUAUGGCGCGCCAUUUUGUAUUUAUUACGUCACUCUUAUUAACGUUAGUUGUAAAACACGUGUAUUGUGUUUGAUUUUCAGUCAUAAUGUGAAGGAGUAAAUGAAUUUUUACCAAAUUUA
This is a messenger RNA of Trichoplusia ni (cabbage looper), 6831 nucleotides long. RefSeq names its product protein sprint (gene spri). Gene Ontology annotation, biological process: vesicle-mediated transport; signal transduction. The coding region runs from base 72 to 4469 and encodes 1465 amino acids. The record is from RefSeq and is a predicted model, not a curated record. Gene Ontology annotation, molecular function: guanyl-nucleotide exchange factor activity; small GTPase binding. Gene Ontology annotation, cellular component: endocytic vesicle; cytosol. The transcript has 22 exons. NCBI's taxonomy places the organism in Eukaryota, Metazoa, Arthropoda, Insecta, Lepidoptera, Noctuidae.